GGCAGAGCGGGCAGCGGGCUCACACUGUGGGGAAAUGAAACACGCUGCAGGUCCCGAAGCAGCAGACGAGCUGGGCAGACCCGCGCACUUCUUCCCCUCUUCGGCUCUUUUGCUUCCACAGCGGGACAUCACACACAGGCCGGGAUCAUGUUGUUUUUUCCUCCGAUUGAGUUUUUAUCGCCUUACGGGAUCGCAACUGAGUGAAAGAGAAAGUCCUCACUGGAUCUGAAUCUGCGCACUUGUCUUUUUUUUGCCAUCGUGGAUGAGACCCUUGCAUACUUAAUAUCUGAAUAACUUAGCGGAUUUUCUGGUUCAGUUUUCUCUCUCCUCUCUCAUAUUUUGGAUUAUUCCUACACUAAGGAGAUAUGUUGAUUUCAUUUGUCUUCAGCCUGGCCUUGUUGUCAGAUGCAGCUCUAUCAGCGGAGGUGUUUCGUGCAGGUGUGGCCCCUCGCUGUGAGAACCGGGCCUGCAACCCCCGCAUGGGUAACUUAGCCCUGGGUCGCCGGGUCCUGACCCAGACCGUCUGUGGCAACAACGGCACCGAGCUCUACUGCUCCUAUUCAGACCCCAACGCCAACCUGGCCUGUAGUGCCGCCAAAUGCGCCAAGUGCAACGCCGGCCUGCCUCUCCUGUCCCAUCUGGCCGGGGCCAUGUCUGACUCCUCUUUCCGUCACCCAAACACCUGGUGGCAGUCAGCUGAGGGGGUGGAGUCUGAGACGGUGCAGCUGGACCUGGAGGCUGAAUUCUACUUCACGCAUCUCAUCAUUGUGUUUCGCUCGCCGAGGCCUGCUGCCAUGACCCUGGAGCGGUCACAGGACUUUGGGCGAACGUGGAGGAUGCUGCAGUACUACGCCAGCAACUGCAGUGACACCUUCGGGCUGGAGGAGGGAAAGGCAGGAGUAGGCCGGGACGGGGCCACCUGCACAUCUAAAUACUCAGGGGCUUAUCCCUGCAACCGUGGAGAGGUGAUCUACCGAACACUCCCAAAGUGGGAGUCCUUGGAUCCGUUCGGGGUGGAGGGUCAGCAGCAACUGAGGGUGACCAACAUCCGCAUUCGGCUGCUGAAGCUCCAGUCGUGUCCCUGCCAGGCCAAAGACCUUGCCUCCGCACGUGAAGCUCUUCCCACCCAACACUUUGCCAUCUAUGACCUGAUAGUGAAGGGAAGCUGCUUCUGUAACGGACACGCUGAGCAGUGUAUUCCUGCACCGGGAUACCAGCCCAUUAGAGACCGGACCAACCACGUGGUCCAUGGGAAGUGUGUGUGCAGACACAACACUGCAGGUGAUCACUGCGAGCGCUGCGCUCCUCUCUACAACGACCGACCCUGGCAGCCCGCUGACGGAUUGACGGGGGCGCCGCACGAAUGUCGGAAGUGUAAGUGCAACGGACAUGCUCAGAGCUGCCAUUUUGAUUGGUCGGCGUGGCGUGAGUCCAGCCAGCGCAGCGGAGGCGUGUGUGACUGUCUGCACAACACAGAAGGACGCCAGUGUCAGAAAUGCAAGGCCGGCUUCUACAGAGACCCCCAUCGACCGCACACCGCCCCCGACUCAUGCAAACCAUGCAACUGUCACCCCUUGGGCUCUAUGCCCUUCCACUUGGCUGACGGCUCACCCUGUGACCCCUCCAACGGAAACUGCAUCUGCAAACAGGGAGUAGGUGGAGCCCACUGCGACAGGUGCAUGGUGGGAUACUGGGGUUUCUAUGAAUAUGGCUGCCGUCCAUGUGACUGUGCAGGAGACUGUGAUCCAUUCACUGGAGACUGUAUGUUUGGCUCUGAUCUGGACCUGUACAACUUAGAGGGAAACUCCAGCGAGCCGGUCAGGAUCUUCAGAGCAGACGAACUCUUCUCUGCCCUCCACUACUCAGAGAAGUGUGAGUGCAAAGAGCAAACACUGACCAACAGUAAACUCUUCUGCACCAUGAAUUAUGCAUAUGUGCUGAAGGUUAAAGUGCUGUCUGCCCACGAUAAGGGCUCCCACGCCGAGGUGGAGGUCAAAGUUCAGAAGGUGCUCAGUCAGAACACCAAGGUGAAGAUACAGCGAGGUCGAGUCACCCUUUACCCCGAGUCCUGGACCGCGCGGGGCUGCACUUGCCCCAUCCUCAACCCAGGGGUGGAGUACCUGGUGGCGGGACACACAGACCGUAAACAGGGCCGCCUCCUGGUCAACAUGAAGAGCUUCGUCAAGCCCUGGAAAGCCAGCUUGGGACGCAAAGUCCUCACACUGCUUAAGAAAGACUGCAACUGGUAGACGGACAGUUAAGACACUGGAGGACCGACAGACACGUGGACUGACGAGACUGUUUUUGACAAAACAAAAGCCGCGGAUUUGUGUUUUCUUGUCCUCCAGAGGUGGAAUAUUGAAUCGCACAGAUUUCUGGGGGACACCUCCAUUCUCUGCUGUUGUCCAAUGAGAGCAUAAAGAGCAUAAAGCUAGUGGUGGACUGCACAAGCUAAAAGCACACAGGAAGUAAUUUUGUUAAGACGUAUCUGUCUCGCAUCUGAGCAAACUGUCACUCUUACAAUCUUAAGUAGGAUUCAAGCAAACAUUUCCUUUGCUGUUGCUUAAGAAAUUGAGGAAUUCAGCACUAUGACCAAGAGCUGUCUAUUCUGAGUGACUGAACAGCCCCUGGACCAUUUGACACACAUUAAAACACACACACAAAAAACACAAAUAAACUGAAUUUCCUCCUCUCUGCAGCACUUUACCCUAAGAUGGACUGAGGGAAUAUGGACACACAAAGAGAGGAAGAUUCAACACACACUCACAAACCUAUAAUCCCUGACAUGGACUGCGGAUGGAGUGCACCCUUUUCCCAUGUGCUCCUUUACAGUGGACACACACUCACAGAGGCAGCAGUGUGUGCGUGCUGCAGAGCACCCAGAGUGACGCUGAACAAGCCAUACAAGCCACUACAGGUGGUUAAAUCUUAGCCAGUCCAGGUGUGCCUGAGUUGAAAUCAGAGUGAAUGGGCUUUAGCCCAAACGUGAAUGUAUUUGCAUGCCUGUUUUUGCAAAUGUGCGUGUGCAUGUGAGCUAGAGAGAGAGAGAGAGAGAGAGAGAGAGAGAGAGAGAGCGGUUGAAUGCAGCGGUAUACUGCGAGCACAGUCCAGAUUCAGUCCAGCUCUUAAGCUUUUCUUUAGGUUUGUGUACACGUUCAGAAACAGCCGUUCCAAUGUUUAUGAUACAUUACGUACUGUAUAUUGAUUCAUCUCAUUUUACACUCCACUGCUGAAUUCAGAAAAUUCUUGUUAUUCCCUCCUUUGUGCUCUUGUACAGUAUUAUUUGUAUAUAUCAAUAUAAAUAUUAUUGUUCAUCUUUC
Messenger RNA from Toxotes jaculatrix (banded archerfish), 3320 nucleotides. RefSeq names its product netrin 4 (gene ntn4). Gene Ontology annotation, biological process: substrate adhesion-dependent cell spreading; cell migration; basement membrane assembly. The transcript has 10 exons. Bases 366 to 2249 code for a protein of 627 amino acids. Gene Ontology annotation, cellular component: laminin trimer. Gene Ontology annotation, molecular function: protein binding. The record is from RefSeq and is a predicted model, not a curated record. NCBI's taxonomy places the organism in Eukaryota, Metazoa, Chordata, Actinopteri, Toxotidae.